Messenger RNA from Hypoxylon fragiforme, 900 nucleotides. RefSeq lists its product as uncharacterized. The record is from RefSeq and is a predicted model, not a curated record. Lineage: Eukaryota; Fungi; Ascomycota; Sordariomycetes; Xylariales; Hypoxylaceae. The coding region runs from base 1 to 900 and encodes 299 amino acids. The transcript has 3 exons.
AUGGCACAGGAAACUCAACCAGAGCAGGCGACGCCUACCAACAACACUACCACUACCGCCAACGCCAACGCCAAUGCCAAUGCCAAACCCGGUACCACCGCCGGUGCCGGUGCUAGCACCACUCCUAUCGCUUCCAAGGAGCACUGCGACGACCACAGGCUCGUCCUCGUUGUCGCCGUCCUCAUCGUCGGCGUCGUCUUCACGGUUUACUACGACGCCUUGUACUAUUCGAGCGGCGCGUUCCUCAUCCACAACAAGGCAGGCGGCGAUGCGGCCGCGGGUGAUGGGAGAGACGUGAUCCUGCACGAGGACGAGAACACGCUGCUUGUUCCGAGGGAUGUGAUGGGCGCUUGUACCGAGAACCAGGAUAGCUGCAAGGCUUAUAAUAAACCUAACAUCUGCUGUCCAGAAGGCAUGAUCUGCCACUCCUCCACCUUCUCCCCGUCCGGUAUAUACUGCUGCCCCUCGAACUCACCCUGUCUCGAGACGAAGAACCAGCCGCCAACCUGCGAGAGCUCGGCCAGCGCGUGUGGCGAGCACCUCGGCGGCGGGUGCUGCCCACACGGGACGCAGUGUGCCGCCGACGGGUGUCUGAAAGUGUACCGAGCGGCGCCCGGGUUCGAGGCGUCCAGUGUGCUGAGCGGGACCCAGAGCCCUCCGUCGCCCGUGGCCACGAGAACGACCACCACGACCACCACAACGAAAAGUGGUCAGGGGCCCACGGCAUCGCCAACUGACGGCGUUACGGUUACCACGCCCAAGAUCGGCGAGACGGCGCUGAGCGCGGCGCCGGAAGGCCCGAGACCGAAGUUUGGGUUCAGUAGCUGUGCGUCUCUUGAGGUUUGCGCUUUGAGCUGCGCCGCUGUGUUUGCGUAUUUUAUGGUUUGGAGGGGGGUUUGA